AUGCCCCUAGUCUCUUCACUUCCCUCAACUCCACUCUCUCUAUAUCUUUGUAAACUGCCCACUUCCUACGAUAAAACUCUCAUUUUGCAGCCAUUAAACCUCUGAAAACUGAAAAAAUGGCGUCUGAGUACAGUUUUCUACUUGUUCCUUCAACUGGUGUGUUGAACUUUGAGGUUUUUCUUUGUGUUCUUGCAUUUCUUGCUUUAUUUGCCUUCUGGCUGACCCCGGGUGGGCUUGCAUGGGCAAUUUCUAAGGGCCGGGCUCGAGCCAGAGCCGCCAUUCCCGGCCCUUCUGGUCUGCCUGUUCUGGGCUUGGUUUUUGCCUUCACUAGCUCUCUUACUCAUAGAGUUCUGUCGAAGCUUGCUCUGAGGUUUAAGGCUACUCGUUUAAUGGCUUUCUCUGUUGGGUUCACACGUUUUAUUAUCUCAAGCCAUACUGAGACAGCCAAGGAGAUUUUGAACAGUUCUGCUUUUGCUGAUAGGCCGGUUAAAGAGUCUGCCUAUGAGCUUCUGUUCCACAGAGCAAUGGGUUUUGCUCCUUAUGGAGAUUACUGGAGGAAUUUGAGGAGAAUUUCGGCUACACAUUUGUUCUGUCCCAAGAGAAUAGCCUGUUUUGGUAACUUCAGAAAUGAAAUAGGCCUCAAAAUGGUGAACCAAAUCAAACUUUCCAUGGAGAAAAAUGGUGAAAUAGAGGUAAAAAAGACUAUUCAUUUUGGGUCCUUAAACAAUGUGAUGAUGACUGUUUUCGGAAAGUGCUAUGAAUUCAACACUAAAAAUGAUCAAGAUGGAGCAUUGCUUGAGAGUUUAGUGAGUGAAGGCUAUGAAUUGCUUGGGAAAUUCAACUGGACUGAUCAUUUUCCUCUUCUUGGCUGGCUUGAUAUACAAGGAGUGAGAAAAAGAUGCAGAAAUUUAGUGGCUAAAGUAAACAUCUUUGUAGGGAAAAUUAUCGAAGAACACAGGCUGAAGAGGACAGAAAAUGGAGAGUCAGCAGAUUCCGAUGAUUUUGUUGAUGUUUUGCUUGAUUUGGAGAAGGAAAACAUGCUGUCUGAUUCAGACAUGAUUGCUGUUCUUUGGGAAAUGAUUUUUAGAGGGACUGAUACUGUGGCCAUUCUUUUGGAAUGGAUACUGGCUAGAAUGGUUCUUCAUCCUGAUGUUCAAGCCAAGGCUCAAUUUGAACUUGACACUAUGGUUGGGACUAAUAGAACAGUGACUGAUUCUGAUCUCCCUAAACUGCCCUACCUUCUAGCCAUUGUUAAAGAAACUCUCAGGGUGCACCCUCCUGGUCCCCUCCUUUCAUGGGCCCGUCUUGCGAUUCACGAUACUCAUGUGGGACACCACUUUGUCCCGGCUGGCACUACCGCCAUGGUUAAUAUGUGGGCCAUAACGCACGACGAAAAGGUCUGGCCCGAGCCUAAUGCUUUUCGACCCGAAAGGUUUCUUGAUGAGGAUGUUGCCAUCAUGGGGUCUGAUCUGAGGUUGGCACCUUUCGGUUCCGGGAGGAGGGUUUGCCCUGGUAAGACGAUGGGCCUUGCUACAGUCCACCUUUGGCUAGCCCAAUUGCUUCAGAAGUUCCAGUGGGUGGCUUCGGAUAAUGGAGUCAAUUUAGCCGAAUGCCUCAACUUGUCAAUGGAGAUGAAGCAGCCAUUGGUAUGCAAAGCUAUUCCUAGGAUUUCUUGAAGGAAGUUUGCAAAUGUCGUCAAGUGUUUUGUUGGAUUGGAAGUGUUACAUUUCAUAUGGUGGGAUCUUUGUGCAUUAGUAGUAGCUAUUAGUAUUCUAUGAAAGACGGUUUCGCUUUACUAUAUUAAAAUUUGAAAAAAAAAAAUCCUAAAAAAGAAAAGAAAAGAAAAAUUAUGGGCCUUUGCUGUGUUAACAAGAAAAUUUAGUUUUGGUGAGUUUUUGUUUGAAUCUGUCUGAUUAGAAGUCUCAUGCUUUGUACACAGCUUUUCUUGAAUGGAAACCAGUGCGAUAUUAGAUAUAUUA
Molecule: messenger RNA, 1979 nt
Organism: Olea europaea var. sylvestris
Lineage: Eukaryota; Viridiplantae; Streptophyta; Magnoliopsida; Lamiales; Oleaceae
Product: cytochrome P450 78A5-like
Exons: 2
Coding region: 117-1676 (519 amino acids)
Molecular function (GO): iron ion binding; monooxygenase activity; oxidoreductase activity, acting on paired donors, with incorporation or reduction of molecular oxygen
Source: RefSeq, a predicted model, not a curated record